Amaranthus tricolor (Joseph's coat) is the source of this 814-nucleotide messenger RNA. RefSeq lists its product as uncharacterized. Bases 150 to 605 code for a protein of 151 amino acids. Lineage: Eukaryota; Viridiplantae; Streptophyta; Magnoliopsida; Caryophyllales; Amaranthaceae. The record is from RefSeq and is a predicted model, not a curated record. The transcript has 3 exons.
UUCUACUUUUGUAAUUAAAAAAUUUUCCCUUCUAAAAAAAAAUAAUAUUAUCAUAGUUUUCAUAGAUUUUAUUUAUUUUAGUUGCUUAUGAAGUUUAAUAUAGUGGAUUAGCUUCAAUUGAUUAAGGUUUACCUCAUUUCUAAGCAAAUAUGCAAAUGCAGAGGAUUUUCCAUAACCUUUGUACAAUGCUAAUUUUGGUAUUGCUCUUCCUAAAUAAACCAGGUUCAGUAAUUGGGAAGAUGCCAAAAGGUGGGCCACCAGGUUGGGAAGUGGAAUUUGGAAUAACACUAAAAAUAGAGUUGGAGAUUGAUAUGCAUUCACAAAAUUAUAAUGAAAUUUCUGAGAGUGUUGAAGAAUUGGUGAGUUCUGCUGGUAGAAAAUCAGAAAUUGUUCAUCAACCAGAUAUAACUGCUUUAUUUAAUGCUCCAAUACUUGGAAAAUUGCCAAAAGGUCUAAGUCCAAAAUUGACAUUGGGAAUUGAAUUAACCCUAGGGAAAGAAUUGGAGUUGGAAUUGCAAUCAUCAAAUAUUAGUGCUAUUGUCAAGGAAUUAAAAGAAUUAGUGAAUUCAGCAAGAAAAACCCAAAACCAAGAGAUUUUUUUUUAGAGAAUGAAGCAAGGUCUUAGUAUUGUAGUACUUAAUUUUGUGCUCAUCCUUACAUUCAUCUUGAAGUUAUAUUAUUUUUUUUUUUAAAAAAAAAAUAUGCAAAUAUAUUAUACAUGUGGUAUUCCAUUUUAUGUAGACUUAUAGUCCAUUAUAUUUUGGUAUUAAUGAAAUUUCUACACUAUUUUAGGAAUUAGGAAUUUCAACUUGAA